Molecule: messenger RNA, 408 nt
Organism: Funneliformis caledonium
Lineage: Eukaryota; Fungi; Glomeromycota; Glomeromycetes; Glomerales; Glomeraceae
Source: the annotation of a GenBank genome assembly
AUGUUUAGGAGGUGGAAACCUUUGGUAACAUUGAUUGCUACUGGCAUAAUUGUUUCUGACUUGCACUUUGGGCCUUUUUUAAGAAACUGGUGGCAUGUUAGAACGUCACAAGAGAAUGGAACAAAAAUUGAACAAUACUACCCCUUUCGAGUUAGAAUGAAAACACGAUUUUUAUGUGAAUCUUUGUUAGAAUCUAACGAAGAAGUUGAAAAUGACCCUACAACAUUAAUGAUGGGUAUGAAAGACAAUAAUAUUUUAGAUGAACUUGCAGACUUAUCCUUUCAACCUUUCAUGAUAAAAUGUGCUUUAUUUUUUCAAACUAUCAAUGAAAAUGGAUGUUCCAUUCGUAUUUACAAAGAAAACCAAUUGUCGGAAGAAUUUCAUGGGUUAGAUCCUAAUAGCGUGUAG